Fopius arisanus is the source of this 3908-nucleotide messenger RNA. RefSeq names its product LIM domain-containing protein jub (gene jub). Lineage: Eukaryota; Metazoa; Arthropoda; Insecta; Hymenoptera; Braconidae. The transcript is spliced from 4 exons. The record is from RefSeq and is a predicted model, not a curated record. Gene Ontology annotation, biological process: negative regulation of hippo signaling; cytoskeleton organization; positive regulation of miRNA-mediated gene silencing. Bases 847 to 3111 code for a protein of 754 amino acids. Gene Ontology annotation, cellular component: transcription regulator complex; adherens junction; nucleus. Gene Ontology annotation, molecular function: transcription corepressor activity.
GUCAGAGGCACCAGUCACCAGCUGAAUAUUAUUUUCUGCAUCACGAAAUUGGUAUUCACUGAAAUUGAAAAAUUCGAAAUUUUUAAAAAAGUAUUAGGAGAACAUACCGGUGACAUCUGUACGUCAUCGGCAUCCUCCACUGACAGCUGUCCCGUACCAUUAGCUGGUCACCCCGAGGAGCGCCGAAUUCAUCCGAUUUUCCCCGACUCCAACACAAAACGAGAGAGAAGAAGUCUCUCAUUGGCAUCAAGCUUGUACAGCUUGUAGUACGUACAGUGCGUGUUCUCUCGAUUAAGCACAAACAAUGGUGUUAGAAAUAUAGUUUUUCCACAAUCCACGAGUCCCCAACACCCAGUGACCAAGUGCCCUCUCAAAACAUUUUAAUCCCGAUUUAAAUCGCGGUCCAAUCGACUUAGUACCACUGGGGCGUAUCCCGAAAAUUUGAGGGCUCAUCUCUCCGAUUUGACACAAAUCCAGUAAUUCUCCAUUAAUAACCCAACGAUCUUACUCUGAACCACUUCCACUCGGCUCAACUCUCCACAAAAUUCACCCCCAUCCAGUUAAACUAUUUCAUAAUUCUCCUAAAAAGCUAAACCCAUUAAUUUCGUCUGAUUCAUCCACUGUCCAUUCUCCCGGGAACAAUAACAAGAACAAAGAGCCAAUACGUGCCAAGUGAAAAAAUCAUAAUGUUGAAUUCGUCAUGAAGACUUCCACGAAGCGGAUGAGACGUCCUCAUUGAAAAAAAAACCAACGUCCACGGAGGACUGACACCGAGGAGAAAACGUCUCAACAAGUCCUGGAAUAAAUUCAAGUGUUGGCAGGUGGUUACCUCCACCACCCCAGCCAAUGUGUGACUCGACUGACGCCUACGUCCAAAAGCUGAGUUACCUCCACCUGGGGGAUGAGGAGCGAGUCUCGCAGGGAUCUGGCUCGAAGCCAGAGGGGCAGGUACCGAGCCCCCAGCAUCCGCAAUAUCAUCAGCAGUACCGGGACAGAUCAACGAGAUCAGUGGCGAUAGAGAGUUUCAUCGAGGAUUCAGGGGAGAUUCGUCAGGUGGAUUACAAGCACUACGACAGGGACAGUGUCCAGAGGUUUUCCAAGCCCCUGGAAGGUCUGGAACAGGAUCAGAGUCGUCACGCUCCCCUGUACGAGAACAUAGAGUACUAUCCGCAGUCACAUCCCCCUUACUACCACGCGAUAGACAAGAAGAGUCCCCGAGGGAGUCCUCGAGGUUCUUUAGCUGAGUCCUACGAGGCUUCUUUCAGAAAGGCACAGCCCCAGGUACCCACUGGCAAUCGGUAUCAGACGUCUUCUCCAGCGAAGGAACUGCCACCCUACGAGGCACCCCCUGUCUACGAAAAUAUUCAGGAAAUCGGUUACCACGAUCCAGAGCCGCAGAACAAACCUGGGCCCCAGGUGCCGAAUUAUUAUCACUCGACCAUCAACGGGGGGGAUUACGUCGUCAUGACUGGAAAAGCUCAACAGCAGAGGCCCACUAGAGUCCAGUCGUAUGAUGCUGCUUUGGGAAACACCCCCUCGAGGUACUUGGUAUCCUCGAAUUCGAGUGGAGAUCUCCAGGCAGGGAGGAGUGCUUAUGUACCUCCAUCAGAGCUCCAGCAUCCCAGCUCUCCAAGAUCUCUGUCGAAUCCUUAUCAGGGCGAUUCACCUCCCGUUCGAUUGCCAGCAGAGACUCACUAUCGAGGAAGCUCUGAUGUCGUUCUUCAUGGGGGCUACAGGGGAUUUCCUGAGGGAUAUCGUCAGGAGAACGGACAGAAUUACAAGCAUUACGUUGAUGGUCAGGGACGGGCUCAGGCGCCGAGAAUGCCCGGCUACCAGAGAACUGUCACUGGCUCCUGGAAUCCCCAGAACGAACGCAGAGAUUUCAGGAAUUCAGGGUAUCCCUGUCGUAGUGAUGGGAGAAUGAGUGUGGAAAAAAACGAGGGGCAUGAGUCCCCAACCUCUAACAGAAGUUCGCCGUUGUAUGCGAUUCCACACGCUGGACGGGAGCAGAGAAAUGCUGGGCAGGAAAGCAAGCCCUCACAGAAAACGAGUCCCACUCAAGCUAGUCCUCAAGGACAGUUGACUUCUCCAGGUGCAAGACAGGGAUCCGGGAUUUCUUCGGGUUCUCCUGUGAGGGGGCAGGUUCAAGCUGCUGUCACCAGUGCAGCCACUAUUUGUAGUGAUGAUUUAUCCAGGAAUGCACCCCGGAUCACGAGUCUGCCACCGGGGGUGACUAGUGGUGUCGCAGGACCGGUGUUCCUUAAUGCUGGAGUGCCUGUAUUACAGAAGCCCAUUGAGAUUGAAGAGAAGAGAACUGCCAGCCCCAAACCCGUGGCUGGAAAAGGACUGCUUCCUUACAAUGUCACUCCACCCAGACCCUCUGGACCCACGGAGGCUGAGAGGAAAAUCGAAGAACUCACCAGGCAGCUCGAGGAGGAGAUGGAGAAGCAGGAGGAGGAGGGCGAGUACUUUGGCAUCUGUCACACCUGCGGGGAGAAGGUCACUGGUGCCGGACAGGCGUGUCAAGCUAUGGGAAAUCUUUAUCACACGAAUUGCUUCAUUUGCUGCUCCUGCGGAAGAGCUCUCAGGGGAAAGGCAUUUUAUAAUGUGCAUGGGAAGGUUUAUUGCGAAGAGGAUUAUCUGUACUCUGGAUUUCAACAGACUGCGGAGAAGUGCGCGAUCUGUGGACACCUCAUUAUGGAAAUGAUUCUCCAGGCCAUGGGUAAAUCGUAUCAUCCGGGGUGCUUUAGAUGCUGCGUUUGCAAUGAAUGCCUCGACGGUGUUCCUUUCACUGUUGAUGUAGAUAAUAAAAUUUAUUGUGUUAAUGACUAUCACAGAAUGUUUGCGCCUAAGUGUGCUUCUUGUGGCAAAGGAAUCACACCAGUCGAGGGUACGGAAGAAACAGUCAGAGUCGUAUCAAUGGAUCGUGAUUUCCACGUAGAUUGCUACGUUUGCGAGGACUGUGGUAUGCAGCUGACUGAUGAGCCGGAUAAACGCUGUUAUCCACUGGACGGCAGACUCAUGUGUCGUGCGUGUCACAUUCAAAGAAUAUCCCACACACAACCACGUGCACCACAACCAGUCUCUGCUAGCUAUCAAUUCAUGGGUUAAUCCCCUCUAUUUUAUCGAAUUGAUUUUAUUUAUUCAUUAAUUCAGUGGAGAAGUUGUAGAGAAAAAUAAGUUUGCAGUCUUCUCAAAUAUCGAGAAAUCUUGGAAAUUAUUGAUUUCAGAAUGAAAAAUCAGAGAACUUUUUUGUCGGAAAUUGAAUCAUCUACAAAAAUGUCAUCUGUCUUUCCCAUUUUGAAUCGAUAGCUUUCGAGAUAACUGAUAUACAAUAGACUCCCGUUAUAUUCGCGUGCAUGGGGGCGGAGGAGAAGCGAAUUCGGAAAAUCGGACUAUAGUGCAACUACCGCCAACACGAAAGGUACGUGAAAAAUAAAAUCGAGAGGCGGUGUGACUAAAAAGAAAGCGACUAUGACUGGAUUUUACUGUAAUUGAGAAUUCUGAAUUCGACUUGUAUAAGUUUACCAUUUCGCCGCUGAAUUUAAUAUUCCCGGACACCAAUAUUUAUUAUUUUAACAUUUUUCUUUAUUUGAAUCGACAAAGGGAGCCUGUUGCUGUGAUAAAUGAUAAUAGCAUAAUUUUUUUACUCAUUUUGACUCGAAUAAUUUUUAUAAUUCUAUAAUUAGGUAAUGCCUCAUCCGCGGGAUAAUGUACCUAUCGUAAUAUCGAUGUUCGUUGUAUUGAUAAUGAAAUAUCGAUUAGAUUUCCAGUGUCAUUCGAAUCACUAUCGUUCCAGCAUCAGUAAUUACUCCAGUAGUUUUCAAAUCGUUGUAGAUAAGUACUUAUUUAUAUUUGACGUACAAACGAUGUGUACCAUUGACUAAUCAAUAAAAUCUUCGAAUUCA